This is a messenger RNA of Arabidopsis arenosa, 2941 nucleotides long. The record is from the annotation of a GenBank genome assembly. Lineage: Eukaryota; Viridiplantae; Streptophyta; Magnoliopsida; Brassicales; Brassicaceae.
GGUCCAAAAAGUUCUUUAUGCAAAGGUUUCUUCUUUCUUUAUAAGAUAAACAAAAGUUGAAGAAACCAAAAAACAAAAAACUUCUUGUUGAGAAAGUUUUCUUUGAGAUGAGAGCAGAUUUGAUUACUAUACAGCAAACGCUGACGCCGGAAGCAGCGACGGUUCUUAACCAGUCGAUUGCGGAAGCGACACGUCGUAACCAUGGCCACACGACACCGUUACACGUGGCAGCUACUCUCUUAUCUUCUUCCUCUGGUUAUCUCCGACAAGCUUGUAUCAAAUCUCACCCUAACUCUUCUCACCCACUCCAGUGUCGAGCUCUUGAGCUCUGUUUCAGCGUCGCCCUCGAACGUCUCCCUACAACUACUAUAACAACCACUACUUCGUCGUCUUCUUCUUCUUCUCCGUCGCAAACGCAAGAACCGCUUCUUUCAAACGCUUUAACCGCAGCUUUAAAACGCGCUCAAGCUCAUCAACGACGUGGUUGUCCUGAGCAACAGCAACAACCGCUUUUGGCCGUGAAAGUUGAGCUUGAACAGCUUAUUAUAUCGAUUCUUGAUGACCCGAGUGUGAGUCGGGUCAUGCGUGAAGCUAGCUUCUCUAGUCCCGCCGUGAAAUCAGCGAUCGAACAGUCGUUGAUUGGUAACUCUGUUUCUAGUUCGAGACAAACCGGGUCACCCGGAAUUAUUAACCCGUCUGCAAUUGGGUUUGGUUAUCGAUCCGUACCGGCUCCGGUUAACCGGAAUCUUUAUCUUAAUCCCCGGUUACAACAACACGGCGUUGGGAUGCAAAGUGGGAUGAUGAUACAGAGGACAGAUGAAGCGAAACGGGUCAUCGAGAUUAUGAUCCGAACCCGGAAACGUAACCCGGUUCUCGUCGGCGAUUCAGAGCCUCAAAUUCUGGUGAAAGAGAUUCUAGAGAAGAUCGAGAACGGCGAAUUUUCCGACGGUCCGCUUCGUAAUUUCCAGGUGAUUCGUUUAGAGAAAGAAUUAGUUUCACAAUUGGCGACGAGGUUUGGUGAAAUCUCCGGUUUGGUGGAGACUCGGAUCGGUGGUGGAGGUGUUGUUCUUGAUCUCGGCGAUUUGAAAUGGUUAGUGGAACAUCCGGCGGCGAAUGGCGGAGCUGUGGCGGAGAUGAGGAAGCUUCUGGAGAGAUUCAAAGGAAGGUUAUGUUUCAUUGGUACGGCUACUUGUGAGACUUAUCUUCGAUGUCAAGUUUAUUAUCCAUCAAUGGAGAAUGAUUGGGAUCUUCAAGCUAUUCCGAUCGCCGCCAAAUCGUCUCUUCCGGCGAUAUUCCCAAGACUUGGGAGCAAUAACAACAACAAUAACAACAACAACGCUAUGUUAUUAAGCAACAACAUCAUUUCAAUUGAAUCGAUAUCUCCGACGAAAAGCUUUCAGAUUCCGACGGGUAAAAUGAGCUGUUGCUCUCGGUGUUUGCAGAGUUAUGAAAACGACGUAGCUAAGGUGGAAAAAGAUUUAACCGGAGAUAACCGGUCGGUUUUGCCACAGUGGUUGCAGAACGCUAAAGCUAACCAUGAUGGUGACAAGAAACUGACUAAAGAUCAACAGAUUGUGGAGUUGCAGAAGAAAUGGAACGAAUUAUGUUUGCGUUUACAUCCGAAUCAGUCUGUGUCUGAAAGAAUGGCUCCUACGUUGUCUAUGAUAAAAUUAAACACAAGAUCGGAUAUAACUCCACCGGGGAGUCCGGUUGGGACAGAUUUGGUUCUUGGACGGCCCAACAGAGGUUUAUCCUCACCUGAGAAGAAGACCCGAGAAGCGCGUUUUGGAAAGCUAGGAGAUUCAUUCGAUAUCGAUUUAUUCAAGAAGCUACUAAAAGGCUUAGCGAAAAGCGUUUGGUGGCAGCACGAUGCAGCGUCUUCGGUAGCAGCAGCGAUUACAGAAUGCAAACACGGUAAUGGGAAAUCGAAGGGCGAUAUAUGGUUGAUGUUCACAGGUCCAGACAGAGCCGGGAAGAGCAGAAUGGCAUCUGCGUUAUCGGAUCUUGUAUCGGGAAGCCAACCGAUAACCAUCAGCCUCGGUUCUGGUUCUAGGACAGAUGAUGGUUUAAACAUCCGUGGUAAAACAGCGUUGGACAGAUUCGCAGAGGUGGUUAGGAGAAAUCCUUUUGCAGUUAUUGUUUUGGAAGACAUUGAUGAAGCAGAUAUAUUGCUACGUAACAACGUGAAGCUAGCGAUGGAACGAGGGAGAAUCUGUGAUUCGUAUGGGCGCGAGGUUAGUCUAGGGAACGUCAUUAUAAUCCUUACCGUAAAUUCAUCGCUCGGUUCAGCGGAAAAUGUUGCUUCUAUCGAUGAAACAAGACUAGAGUCUCUGGUGAACAAAAGAUGGCAGUUAAGGCUCUCUAUUUUCAACAGCAGCAAAACCCGAAAACGAAAACCGAAUUGGCUUUAUAGCGACAAUGACCAAACAAAACCGAGGAAAGAGAUCUGUUUCGACUUGAACGAAGCAGCCGAAUUCGAUUCAUCGAGCGAUGUAACAGUGGAGCACGAUCAAGAAGAUAAUGGCAACCUCGUUCACAAGCUAGUCGCUUUAGUAGACGAUGCUAUACUCUUUAGACCGGUUGAUUUUGAUUCGAUCAAGAGCAAAACCGCGGAAUCUAUAAAGAAACGUUUCUCUAACGGUCUCGCGGAUGGAUUAACGGUGGAGAUUGAAGACGAUGCUUUGGAGAGAAUAGCCGGUGCGAUUUGGCUAAGUAAGAUUAGCUUAGAGGAAUGGAUUGAAGAAGCAAUGGGUUCGAGCUUGAAUAGCGUGAAAUCUCAAGCUUCUUCUUCAGAAGAUUCUGUGAUUAGGAUUGAGCUUGAAGAUGAUUUAAAUGAUCGAAUCUCCGGAGGGUAUCUUCCGAGUAGUAUCAGGACGGUGGUCGUUUGAGUUUUUCUUCUUUCUUUCUUUUUUUCCCUGUGAGGGGUAGAUUCGUAAUUAUG